Molecule: messenger RNA, 1396 nt
Organism: Equus quagga
Lineage: Eukaryota; Metazoa; Chordata; Mammalia; Perissodactyla; Equidae
Gene: CACNG1
Product: calcium voltage-gated channel auxiliary subunit gamma 1
Exons: 4
Coding region: 186-860 (224 amino acids)
Biological process (GO): calcium ion transmembrane transport; regulation of calcium ion transmembrane transport via high voltage-gated calcium channel
Cellular component (GO): L-type voltage-gated calcium channel complex; membrane
Molecular function (GO): voltage-gated calcium channel activity; calcium channel regulator activity
Source: RefSeq, a predicted model, not a curated record
CAGCUGCUCAGCUCCAUCCAGCGUCCCUCCGCCCCAAGGCCAGCCCGCUCUGGCUCGGCCGGGCACACUAAACUUAGCUUCCACCCCAGCUCCACAACCGCCACCACCACCCCAGCCCAGCUCCACCUGCCUGGGGAGACGCUGCCACCAGGCCUGCCCAGAGCACCCACUCCUCCGCCACCACCAUGUCCCAGACCAAAGCGCUGAAGGUCCGCCUGACCCUAUUCUGCAUCCUGGUGGGCAUCGUGCUGGCCAUGGUGGCCGUGGUGACCGACUACUGGGCCGUGCUGAGCCCCCACAUGGAGCACCAUAAUGCCACCUGCGACGCAGCCCACUUCGGCCUCUGGCGGAUUUGCACCAAGCGUAUUGUCAUGAGUGACAACAAGGACAAGAGCUGCGGACCCAUCACCCUGCCUGGGGAGAAAAACUGUUCCUACUUCAGACAUUUUAACCCAGGUGAGAGCUCGGAGAUCUUCGAAGUCACCACUCAGAAAGAGUACAGCAUCUCGGCGGCUGCCAUCGCCAUCUUCAGCCUCGGCUUCGUCAUCAUGGGGAGCGUCUGCGCGCUCCUGUCCUUCAGGAAGAAGCGAGAUUACCUGCUGAGGCCGGCGUCCAUGUUCUACGCCUUUGCAGGGCUCUGCAUCUUCGUCUCGGUGGAGGUCAUGCGCCAGUCGGUGAAGCGCAUGAUCGACAGCGAGGACACCGUCUGGAUCGAGUACUAUUACUCCUGGUCCUUCGCUUGCGCCUGCGCCGCCUUUGUCCUCCUCUUCCUCGGCGGCCUGGCCCUGCUGCUCUUCUCCCUGCCGCGAAUGCCCCAGCACCCCUGGGAGUCCUGCAUGGACGCCGAGCCGGAGCACUAGCCCUCCUGCUGCCGCAGCGACUCUGGGGGUUUUACCCUCAGGAAGCCGAGCCCAGCUCAGAACAUUCUAGAAAGGAGGUGGGAGCUUUACCUCCCCCCUGUUCCCACGACCCCACGACAGCCACAGCUGCUUUCCCCUUUCUGAGCUCCUCUCUGAGCUGCGACGGGCUCCUCCAGAAUCCAGCAAGUGGACAAGACCCAGACCUGCCCGCGAUGGGAGGGAGGCAGGGCCAGCAGGUGCGCAGAUGUGUGCAGAGGCCUGACCUGCCACUGGAGCCCCAUGUUGUCCUCACUGUGCCGGUUUUAUUUGGUAAGCUGGCUCCACUUGUCCUCUUUUAGCCUCACAGGGACUCCUUACAAGGACACCCUGUGCUCAUUCACCAGUUCUGGGUGUGCCCCUCUCUCCUCCUUGGUGACACGAUACACCCUUUCUGGUGACCUGAACAUCCCCUCCUUGGCUUCCAGGAGGCCAGAGAAGCAUUUUUAACUGAGUAGAAUCUGACUGUGGUUUGAAAUAAAAGUUCUUUGAAAACUUGC